AUCUGUAGAAUGUAUACUUUUUGAAAUAGAAGGAUUAAAGUGAAGUUGACUGUUAUGUUAUAGACUUGGUAUUGUACAUACAUACUUAAAUUAUUUUGUAAAUUGCCAAAAUGAUGAUGGAUUAUUUUGUAACAAAUAAUUCUUUAGCACCUGCUCCUAUGGGAAUUCAAAGUACCGCAGGUGCAGUUCCUGUAAAAAAUGAUAAAGGUGAACUUUCUAUGAAAAAAGUAAAAGUGCAUCGUUAUGUCUCUGGAAAACGGCCUGAUUAUGCACCAGCAGCUAGCUCAGAAGAAGAAUCUGAAGAUGAAGAUUUCUUAGAAAAACGAGCGCAUAAAAAUUAUGAAGAAAAUGAGACUUCUACGGAUGCUCCGAUACAGUCACAGAUUAAGGUCCGUGACGAAGAUGAUCCGCGAAUAAGAAGAUUAACGCGAUUAGAAAAACAUAAAGAAUCUAAUGUAGAAAUUCGUGCUGAAAGACAUAGACAUAUCCAUGAACCAGAAUUAAUUGAAGUUGAACCAGAAAGAACCAGAGAAAGGAUCAAACUUGAAAGUUCAGAUUCAUCGGAAGACGAAGAAUUGUCAGAUUCAGAAAUCGAAAGAAGGAGAGAAGCCUUAAAGCAACGAGUUUUAUCUAAGAAAGAAAAUGAAGAAGAAUUAAUUCACGGGGAAGAGGAUGAAAGAUCCGGGGAUAGUUCAGAAGAAAGUUCAGAAUAUGAGGAAUACACAGAUUCUGAAGAAGAAACCGGACCAAGAUUAAAGCCAGUUUUUGUUCGUAAAAAAGAUAGAAUUACAGUAAUGGAAAAAGAAAAGGAAGCAAUGAAACAAAAACAAGCAGAAAUUGAAGCAAAGAAAAUGGCUGAAGAACGAAAACGACAAACACUGCGGAUGGUAGAAGAAGCAAUAAGGAAAGAAGCACAAGUUGGCAAAAACACUAAUGAAACUGAAGGAAAACUGGAAGAUGUUUGUACCGACGAUGAAAAUGAUGAAGUUGAAUAUGAAGCUUGGAAACUGCGAGAAUUAAAAAGAAUUAAGCGCGAUCGUGAAGAAAGAGAACAGCUUGAGAAAGAACGGCUAGAAAUUGAACGGAUACGUAAUAUGACGGAAGAAGAACGAAGACAAGAAGCUCGAUUGAAUCCGAAAGUUAUUACGAACAAAGCAGCCAAAGGGAAAUACAAAUUUUUACAGAAAUAUUACCAUCGUGGAGCCUUCUAUUUGGAUAAAGAUGAUAAUAUAUUUAAACGAGAUUUCUCUGGCGCAACAUUGGAGGACCACUUUGAUAAAACGAUUUUACCAAAAGUUAUGCAAGUGAAAAACUUCGGUCGUAGUGGUAGAACUAAAUACACUCACUUGGUGGAUCAAGAUACCACUCAAUUUGAUUCACCUUGGAUUUCAGAAACAGCUCAAAAUUUAAAAUUCCAUAAUAAUCAAGCAGCAGGAAUGAAACAAGUGUUUGAACGGCCGUCGUUGAAAAAACGGAAAAAUGAAAAUUAAUUUAAUUAAGUAAUUUAUAACAUGUUUAUUUCAAUAAAAUAAUCUAUUAAAA
Messenger RNA from Osmia bicornis bicornis, 1542 nucleotides. It is a transcript of the gene Mfap1, whose product is annotated as microfibrillar-associated protein 1. The record is from RefSeq and is a predicted model, not a curated record. The transcript has 4 exons. The coding region runs from base 111 to 1490 and encodes 459 amino acids. NCBI's taxonomy places the organism in Eukaryota, Metazoa, Arthropoda, Insecta, Hymenoptera, Megachilidae. Gene Ontology annotation, cellular component: U2-type spliceosomal complex. Gene Ontology annotation, biological process: mRNA splicing, via spliceosome. Gene Ontology annotation, molecular function: RNA binding.